Molecule: messenger RNA, 1513 nt
Organism: Myotis brandtii (Brandt's bat)
Lineage: Eukaryota; Metazoa; Chordata; Mammalia; Chiroptera; Vespertilionidae
Gene: RPUSD4
Product: RNA pseudouridylate synthase domain containing 4
Biological process (GO): pseudouridine synthesis
Molecular function (GO): RNA binding; pseudouridine synthase activity
Source: RefSeq, a predicted model, not a curated record
CUCCUCGGCAAGAUGGCGGCGCCCAGCUGGGGCGUGCUGCGCCUCCGGGUUCGGGGUUCCGGGCGGGGUGGGGGCAGUCUCCUCUGUCUCGUCCCAAAGCCAUUUUGUACCGCCGCCGCUGCUGCUUCUAAGCCCCUGGACGCCCAACGGUUAGCGGAGAAGCUCCGAGCCCAGAAACAGGAACAAAAGGCGAAGAAGGAGCCGGAGCUCAAAAACCCUGUCCAGCGGAGAGUGCACGAACUAGUGCGGUUCACGCAGCAGCUGCAACGAGUCCACCCCAACGUGCUCGCUAAGGCCCUGAGCCGAGGGAUUGUCCACCAGGACAAGGACCUCGUGGUCAUCAAUAAGCCCUAUGGUCUCCCUGUGCAUGGUGGCCCUGGGGUCCAGCUCUGCAUCAGUGAUGUCCUCCCUAUCCUGGCCAAGGUGCUUCAUGGCCACAAGGCAGAGCCCCUGCAUCUGUGCCACCGGCUGGACAAGGAAACUACAGGCGUCAUGGUGUUGGCUCGGGACAAGGAGGUGGCACACCAGGUCCAAGAGCUGUUUAGAACCCGUCAGGUGGUGAAGAAGUACUGGGCCAUCACCGUGCGCGUCCCCGUGCCCUCAGCAGGCGUCGUGGAUAUCCCCAUCGUGGAGAAGGAGGUGCAAGGGCAGCAGCAGCACCACAAGAUGACGCUGUCCCCAAGCUACCGCAUGGACAAUGGGAAGAUGGUGAGAAUGCGGACCAGCCGGAGCGCGCACGUGGCUGUGACGCAGUACCAGGUGCUGAGCAGCACCGUCUCCUCCGCCCUGUUGGAGCUCCAUCCUGUUACUGGAGUAAAACAUCAGCUUCGCGUUCACCUGUCUUUUGGAUUGGAUUGCCCAAUCCUUGGCGAUCACAAGUACUCGGACUGGAAUAAGUUGGCCCCCCAGAAGCUGUCUGCCGGCACUCUGCGGAAGCUGGGGCUGCCACAGUCGAAGGCCCGCCACCUCCCUCUGCACCUGCAUGCCCGCCAGCUCGUCCUGCCUGCCCUGGGGUCCAGGAACGAGGAGCUCAGCCUGGUCUGCAGGCUCCCUCGAUACUUUGUACGCUCUCUGAGCCGCCUGGGCUUAGAGCUGCCGAGUCAGGAUCCAGACGACAACAAAGCUGAGCCCCUGGGAGCUCAGGGGAGACACCUGGGCCCCUGGGAUCUCCGGGGAGACAGCUGGACAGUGCGCACUGGCCCUGAAUUCUUCCCUUUGUUGAAUGGACGUGGCUGACUUCUCCCGUUGGACAGACUCCAGAAGAGCCAAGUGAGAAGUUGAAGGACCCCAGCUGCUCACGGCUUUUACUGGAAACUGAAGUGUAUUUUCUGCUAUUGGGCCACAUUCUGGGAAAGCCUGUGGGAAGUCUCCCUGCCUCGGGGUCAUCUUGCCAAAAUGGAAGAGAGCCCAGGACCAGGCAGGUGGGGUCAGUAAUUGGAAACGGAGAACUGCAGCACAGAACCUGUGAGCAGGCACUUUUCACCCAACAAUAAAGCUCUUGGUCCACCAGGAA